AUGGAGUCAUAUUCAAUUUCCCUUUCUUCCAUCUUCUCCCGCCUUCUCCUUCUACUUCUCCUGCUCCAACUCACAAUCGUAAUUGCAAAGAAGAAGACGUACAUAGUGCACAUGAAACACCGCCACGACCCUUCCCUGCACCAGACGCAUCUUCAGUGGUACACUGCCACGCUCCGUUCUUCUCCGGAGUCUAUACUCUACGGUUACACGGCUGCUUACAACGGCUUCGCUGCCACGCUCGACCCUCAACAAGCCCAAGCGCUCCGCACUUCUCACGAUGUCUUGGCCAUCUACGAAGACACGAUUUACAAGCUGCAUACAACACGCACUCCCGAGUUCCUGGGCCUCCAGGCCCAUUCCGCCUUCUGGCAAGACCUCCAUCAGGCCUCGCACGACGUCGUUAUUGGGAUCCUUGACACAGGCGUCUGGCCGGAAUCUCAAAGCUUCGACGAUUCCCAAAUGCCCAAAAUCCCCACGCGCUGGCGCGGUAGCUGCGAGUCCGCACCUGACUUUGACCCUUCUCUUUGUAACAACAAGCUCAUCGGCGCCCGUAGUUUCUCCAAGGGCUACCGCAUGGCUUCUAGUAACGCCAGGAAGCCCAGAGACCUUGCCUCGCCUCGUGAUGUUGACGGCCACGGCACGCACACAGCAUCCACCGCCUCCGGCUCCGCCGUCGCCAAUGCCACGCUUCUAGGCUACGCCACCGGCACCGCGCGCGGGAUGGCGCCGCAGACGCGCGUGGCGGCCUACAAAGUCUGCUGGACCGACGGCUGUUUCGCCUCCGACAUUCUUGCCGGAAUGGACCAGGCAAUCCAGGACGGCGUCGAUGUCCUCUCGCUCUCCCUCGGCGGCUCCUCCUCCGUCCCUUACUAUUUCGACACCGUCGCUAUUGGAGCCUUCGCGGCAGUCGAGAGAGGAAUAUUCGUUUCAUGUUCGGCAGGGAAUACUGGACCUCGAAGCGGUUCUGUUGCUAAUGUCGCUCCCUGGAUCAUGACCGUCGGAGCCGGCACACUGGACCGUGAUUUUCCGGCGUACGCUACUCUUGGGAACGGGAAACGCUUCGCCGGCGUUUCGCUUUACAGCGGAGAAGGGAUGGGAGACGAACCGGUUGGUUUGGUAUAUUUCAGCGACCGGUCGAACUCGUCGAGCAGCAUUUGCAUGCCUGGCUCGCUCGACCCGGAGGCCGUGCGCGGGAAGGUUGUGGUUUGUGACAGAGGGCUUAACGCGCGCGUGGAGAAGGGCACAGUUGUGCGGGAUGCGGGUGGGGUGGGGAUGAUACUGGCGAACACGGCGAUGAGCGGGGAGGGACUGGUGGCGGAUAGUCAUCUUGUGGCCGCCGUGGCGGUGGGUGAAAGCGCGGGUGAUGAGAUUAGAGAGUAUGCGCUGUUGGAUCCUAAUCCAACUGCUGUUCUUAGCUUUGGUGGGACCGUGCUGAACGUGAGGCCCUCUCCCGUGGUGGCAGCGUUCAGCUCUCGCGGGCCCAAUGGAGUAACGGCCCAGAUACUUAAACCGGAUGUAAUUGGGCCUGGAGUGAACAUCUUAGCAGGUUGGAGCGGUGCUGUUGGGCCAUCUGGGUCUGAAGACAGUCGCAAAACUGGGUUCAACAUCAUGUCUGGUACUUCCAUGUCUUGUCCUCACAUAAGUGGGUUGGCUGCGCUGUUGAAAGCGGCUCAUCCAGAUUGGAGUCCAAGUGCGAUCAAAUCUGCACUCAUGACAACGGCUUAUACCCAUGACAACACACAGUCUCCGCUUCGUGAUGCAACGGGAGAAGAAGCCCUCUCCACACCAUGGGCCUAUGGGGCCGGCCAUGUUAAUCCACAAAAGGCCCUUUCUCCUGGCCUUGUCUAUGAUGCCUCCACGCAGGACUACAUUGCUUUUCUGUGCUCCCUCAACUACACCAUCGACCAUCUCAGGGUCCUUGUUAAGCACCCCGACGCCAAUUGUUCUACAAAAUUUGCUGACCCCGGUCACCUCAAUUAUCCAUCUUUCUCUGUUGUUUUCGGAACCAAUAAGGUUGUUCAGUACAAGCGCACGUUGACCAAUGUGGGAGAGCCGGGAUCUGUGUAUGACAUGGCAGUUACCGCACCCUCUACUGUGGACAUAACCGUUAAUCCUAACAGGCUUUCAUUUGGAGAAGUAGGGGAAUGCCAUUCAUACACUGUCACGUUUGUGUCAAAUAGGAGUGUCAAUGAUUCGGGUGCGUCUGAUUUUGGUAGCAUCACGUGGAGCAAUGAACAGCACCAAGUUAGGAGCCCUGUUGUUUUCACAUGGACAUAUUUUUGA
This is a messenger RNA of Sphenostylis stenocarpa, 2283 nucleotides long. Lineage: Eukaryota; Viridiplantae; Streptophyta; Magnoliopsida; Fabales; Fabaceae. The record is from the annotation of a GenBank genome assembly.